CUGCUCUUUCCUCCAUCUUUCCAUGCCGCCAUAAUGGUGUGCAUGAAUGUCCUGGCUGAUGCUCUGAAGAGUGUCAACAAUGCCAAAAAGAGAGGCAAACGCCAGGUUCUUAUUAGGCCGAGCUCCAAAGUCAUCGUCCGGUUUCUAACUGUGAUGAUGAAGCAUGGUUACAUUGGUGAAUUUGAAAUUAUUGAUGACCACAGAGCUGGGAAAAUUGUUGUGAACCUCACAGGCCGAUUGAACAAGUGUGGAGUAAUCAGCCCCAGAUUUGAUGUGCAACUCAAAACUCUAGAAAAAUGGCACAACAACCUGCUUCCAUCCCGUCAGUUUGGUUUCAUUGUACUGACAACCUCAGCGAGCAUCAUGGACCAUGAAGAAGCAAGAUGAAAAAACACAGGAGGGAAAAUCCUGGGAUUCUUUUUUAGGGAUGUAAUACACAUGUGCAAAUAAAAUGCC
Molecule: messenger RNA, 456 nt
Organism: Molossus molossus (Pallas's mastiff bat)
Lineage: Eukaryota; Metazoa; Chordata; Mammalia; Chiroptera; Molossidae
Product: 40S ribosomal protein S15a-like
Exons: 1
Coding region: 34-387 (117 amino acids)
Biological process (GO): translation
Cellular component (GO): cytosolic small ribosomal subunit; ribosome
Molecular function (GO): structural constituent of ribosome
Source: RefSeq, a predicted model, not a curated record